AUGGCCACCUUCGUGGAGCUCAGCAACAAGGUGAAGAUGCCCAUCAUGGGUCUGGGCACUUGUAAGUCUUCCCCAGGCCAAGUCAAAGAGGCUGUGAAGGCAGCAAUUGAUGUGGGGUACUGCCACAUUGACUGUGCCUUCUUGAAUGAGAGUCAAAAUGAGGUGGGGGAGGCCAUCCAGGAGAAGCUCCAAGAGAAGGCUGUGAAGCCUGAGGACCAAUUCAUUGUCAGCAAGGUGCCCGAGGCCCAUGGGGACAUGGAGGAACUGGUGGACAAAGGGUUGGUGAAGGCUAUUGGCAUCGCCAACUUCAACCACUUCCAGAUUGAGAGGCUCUUGAACAAACCUGGACUGAAACACAAACCAGUGGUUAACCAGAUUGAGUGUCACCCAUACCUCAUGCAGGGGAAGCUGAUCCAGUACUGCCAGUCCAAAGGCAUUGCAGUCACUGCCUACAGCCCCCUGGGCUCUCCAGACAGACCUUGAGCCAAGCCAGAGGACCCUUCACUGCUGAAGGACCCCAAUAUUAAGGAGAUCACUGCAAAGCACAACAGAACCCCAGCCCAGGUUCUGAUCCAAUUUCAUAUUCAGAGGAAUGGGGCUGUGAUCCCCAAGUCUAUGACCCCAAAGCACAUUCCUGAGAAUUUCCAGGUCUUUGAUUUUCAGUUGAGUGAGGAGGAAAUGGCAACCAUAUUCACCCUCAAGAGAAACUGA
Messenger RNA from Orycteropus afer afer, 711 nucleotides. NCBI's taxonomy places the organism in Eukaryota, Metazoa, Chordata, Mammalia, Tubulidentata, Orycteropodidae. The record is from RefSeq and is a predicted model, not a curated record.